This is a messenger RNA of Sclerotinia trifoliorum, 2408 nucleotides long. NCBI's taxonomy places the organism in Eukaryota, Fungi, Ascomycota, Leotiomycetes, Helotiales, Sclerotiniaceae. The record is from the annotation of a GenBank genome assembly.
UUCCGAGUGCCAAGAUCUGGGGUAAAGUUACCUCGGUGUUUUGCGUGCUCGGCUUAAAUUUUGAGUUAUUAAUCCAAUUCCCCCCAUCUCCACACAGACAUCAUAAUGCUUAAGCCAUCCUGCUAUUGUACAUCCCCAGCCAACCAUAGUCCCGAUGGGUAACGUAUUUAGAUAGAUGAAUUCCCCUUACUUUCCUUCACCGUACUUUGAUACCCACGUACUAUUUUCCUUCGAUAAGCUUAAAUACCUCCAAAUAACCGUAUUUCACGUCUUCUUGUUCCACACAAUUAGUAACGCGCCGACCUAUUGGUAACAUACACAAAAGAAAACAUGCCUACAGAAUCAACAUACCCACAAAUAGAUAUCCCCAAGGUGGAUAUUUGGGAGUUUCUUUUCGAACGGAAAGAUAGAGAAUUUCCAGAUGAUAAAGGUACCAAUUACAUUUAGCAAUACUUUCUAUGAAGGAACCGUCGUUGGAGAUCAAUCACUGACCAUUGGCUUCCCAGCAAUUUACACGGAUGCUGAGACUUCACGGUCAUAUACCUACAAGCAAGUGCGAGAUACUGCGAUCGCAUUUGGAACGGGAUUAAAAGCUGUCUGGGAAUGGAAGAAAGGCGAUGUUCUUGCGCUUUACACGCCCAAUUCUAUCGACACUCCUGCUGUUAUUUGGGGAACGCAUUGGGCCGGUGGAAUAGUCUCUCCUGCCAAUCCUGGAUAUACUGUUGAUGAAUUGACCUUUCAAUUGAAAGACUCCAAUGCCAAGGGGAUUGUUACUCAGAAACCUUUCAUAGAGGUGGCGCAAGCAGCGGCUAAAAAUGCUGGCAUACCUGAUGAUAGGAUAAUUUUGGUGGGCGACGGAAGGGAUGAGACGCACAAGUUUAAGCACUUUACUAAUGUGCGCAAUUUGGCGGGUACGUCGAGAUAUAGAAGAACCAAGAACAAGCCAGAAGAUUUAGCAUUUUUGGUUUACAGCAGUGGAACCACUGGUCACCCGAAAGGAGUUAUGCUUUCGCAUAAGAACAUCGUUGCAAAUACUGAAAUGGCGAAUUCAACUGAGGGGCACAACUUGCAUUGGAACGGCGGUAAGGAUGGCAAAGGUGACAAGCUUAUGGCUGUUCUUCCCUUCUAUCACAUCUAUGUAAGUCACUUAUCACCGCAGAUUUGUGGAUCUGACUGACUGUCUCCAGGGCUUGACAUGCAUCAUCCAUUUCUCGCUCCAUGGAGGUCUCGAAUGCCUCGUAAUGGAGAAGUUUGAUUUGGAAAAGUUUUGUCAAACAAUACAGAAAUAUGGGGCGACAUUUGCUUAUGUGGUUCCUCCUAUUGUCCUCAUGCUUGGAAAGAGUCCUAUAGUUUCGAAGUACGAUUUGUCGACUGUUAGGAUGAUGAACUCAGGUGCGGCGCCAUUGACACGCGAACUCGUCAAUGCUGUAUAUGCCCGUCUCAAGAUACCUGUCAAGCAAGGUUAUGGCCUUAGCGAAACAAGUCCUACCACUCAUAGUCAACCCUGGGAGGAUUGGGAUAAACAUCCAGGUUCCGUCGGACGCUUGCUACCAAAUCUGGUCGCAAAAUAUAUGAACGCCGAAGAGAAGGAAGUUCCAGCAGGGGAGACUGGUGAACUUUGGGUCAAGGGACCUAAUGUUUUCCAGGGUUAUCUCAAUAAUCCAGAAGGCACCAAAAACGCUUUGACAGUUGAUGGAUAUUUCAAAACUGGUGAUGUCGGACAUCAGGAUAAAGACGGCAACUUUUACAUCACUGAUCGGAUCAAGGAAUUGAUUAAAUACAAGGGCUUCCAAGUACCACCAGCAGAGCUAGAAGGUCUAUUGGUUUCUCAUGAAGAUAUUGACGAUGUUGCAGUAAUUGGCAUUUACAAUGAAGAGCAAGCAACUGAAGUCCCACGAGCUUAUGUGGUUCCGAAGAAAGGAGUUGUAGGAGAUAAAGAAGAAGAAAAGAAGAUUAUGGCAUGGUUGCAAGCGAAAGUAGCGAGUCAUAAGAGGUUGAGGGGAGGAGUUAAGUUUGUAGAUGUUAUUCCGAAAAGUCCAAGUGGAAAAAUCUUGAGGAGACUUUUGAAAGAUCAGGCGAAGAAGGAUGACGAGAAAGCGAAGUUGUAGAUUUGGAGAGGGAAUGUAUAUACAUGUGGAUUUUAUGCAUGUCUUUGGAUAUAUAUUAUAGAUAGAUUUUGACAACAUAUUUAGUUCUUAUGACUCGAGUACCUGUCUGUAUUUGUGUUUUUCAUGUUUUGUUUUGAUUGAGAUGUCCCGAAAUCCCGAAAGCGGGAAUAUCGGCCGUGCGCCCGCUAGUUUACUCCAUAAUAUAACUUCAUCGACUUUCAAUUAAUGUUCUGUAACGCUUGCCGAUUGAAAUUGGUUGUUAUACUAAAAUUGUUAUUCGACAACAAACAUGGCAAUCAU